Messenger RNA from Tuber melanosporum (Perigord truffle), 3963 nucleotides. RefSeq lists its product as uncharacterized. NCBI's taxonomy places the organism in Eukaryota, Fungi, Ascomycota, Pezizomycetes, Pezizales, Tuberaceae. Gene Ontology annotation, biological process: vacuolar acidification. Bases 1 to 3963 code for a protein of 1320 amino acids. Gene Ontology annotation, cellular component: RAVE complex. Gene Ontology annotation, molecular function: protein binding. The transcript has 10 exons. The record is from RefSeq and is a predicted model, not a curated record.
AUGGCCUUGCGCUCAGUUUUACUCCCAGGAAAGCCUCAGUCAAAUUUACAAGCUGUUUGCACGGUUGAAUGGGGGCGGAAAAGAAUAAUCGCGUACGUUUCCGGAUGCGCAUUGGUGUUACUUGGUAGUGUGGACCGGCUUAUACAAACAAUUUAUCACGAUGUGGAGGUGUUUGGGGUAGCUGUUGAUGAGAUUUCGGGGAAGAUUGCUACGGUUGCGAAGGGGGGGGUGUUUGUCUAUGCGCCAACGGGGGGUGAGGAGCGGUUCCUGAAUUGGGUUCUACAAAGCCGAAUAGAGAUAGGGGGAAACACCAACACCGGGCCAUCAACGGUAUCCUGGGGGGCGGAGGAAGAGCUGUUAGUCGGCAGUACCAGCCUUACACUCUGGAGCACACGACGCGCGCCCCCGAAAAAAAUCUGGGAAAAACUCCUCGCGAACCAAGUGCACAUCGGGGAAUUCAGCUACGACGCCUCUCUCAUCGCCUCAGUCGGGGAAUCAGACCGCCUGGUGAAGAUAUGGAGACGCCCAUCAACUUGCACCGGGGACGUCCAGUUCGACUUCUCAUACCUUCCGCACCCACGCGCUGUUACGAGGAUUCACUGGCGAAGACCGUUCAGUCGGGAACAGUCGGUCGAUAACGUCCUUUACACCAUCGCCGCGGACGGGGUCUUACGGGUCUGGGCGCCGGUGUAUCCACAUGAUUUACACCUUCUUCAGUUAUGGGCUGUCAUAGAUCUCCGAGAGUCCAUACCGGAUAGCCUGUGUGAUGAGAAGACUAUGGCGAGGAGGUCUGAUACUCGAUAUGUGAUGAUCGUGGACGGGUGCGUGUUUACGCAUGCUGUUGAGAGUGCGGUUUGUUCUGUGGGUGAGGAUGAGAGGGGGCAGAAAGUUUUCCAGAGACUUGUUGAGGUUGCGAAGCGAAGUCCGGAGAUCUGUGUGGUUUUUGACGGACGGGGAAGGAUGAGCGCUUGGGGAUUGGAGAAUGUGGGGUGCAGAGCUCGAAAGACUACUAAUGUCUUUAGUGUCAUGCAUGCUGAGAAUUCUGGGAUGGAGUUUGUGGCUAAGGGAGAACAGGAGGCGUUUGUACAGUUUCAUUGCUUUCCGGGGGGCGUAGGUUUAAUGGUUUUGGCGCAUGUGUUCGACGGAAGGGUAUUCUGGUAUGAAGCCAGAUUAGACCGAUUCUUAGAUCCUUCGCCCCGCCCGAGGAGAGCUAGCCUUUUGGGGGUAUUGGCUGGGCAUUCCGGGCCCAUUGAGACGCUCGUACGGACUGCGGAUGGGAAAUCCAUGCUGUCGUCGACUCACAAGAAUGAGCUUAUGGUCUGGUCGCAAUCGAAAGGGGAUAAUAUUGCGCUUUCAAAGCAGAGUUCCAUAUCACCUGCUAGUCGUGUGCAUAGAGCUGUAAUCCUUGAUAAUGGAAACUACGUGAUGACAUUACACGAUGGCCAUGUGGUAUUAUGGGACUCGACUCAAUCCGUAGCAAAAGAACUUGAACGGCUAGAUUUCAAAGUCAUUGGUGGGAAGAUGCUUUGCUUAUUACUAUUACCCGAAGCACAAGAUGGGCUAAAACAGUACCAUGUCGUUGCGUUGAGUUCGGAAAUGAAGGGAAUAGCAUGGGGCGUCACGCUACCCCAGAAACCUAGUGAGAUGGCGAAUGGAAUCAAUGAUAUUCGGCCAACGGUUCGCGAGUUUGCUACGUUUGCACUGGAUAUGAAGGAGGAUCUGUUAAUGAUUCUGCCCGUUGAUCCUGUGGGCUGGAAUGCAACAAUAUCAGGCACCUUAGACACCUUCUCUCGAGAGGUGGCCGUAACAGUGGACAAGUCAGGCCUCUUACAAUCAUGGACCGCAAAAGUAUCCCCAGACGAGUCGGGCCUUCGUUGGCUGGCGACUUCGACAGUUGAUACUAGUAUCGAAAACCCCUCUUUGGCGAAGGGGAACUCAAUACGAAAGAUAGCACUUGUCAAUUCUGGGCGCAGUGAAUUGACGAUCUGGGAUUCGAGGGCUGCGCAAUUGGAAUAUCAGCAACACUUCGAAAGCCAGGAUGUAAUACAAGACUUAGAUUGGACAUCUACUCCGGAUUCACAGUCGAUAUUAUCUGUCGGGUUCCCGCAUCGAGUACUAUUGAUGUGCCAGCUCCGAUACGAUUACUUGAGCGCUGGGCCAGCAUGGGCUUCUUUCCGACAGAUCAAUAUUCGGGAUAUCACUCCCCAUCCGAUCGGUGAUUCGCUAUGGCUGAGUAACGGCAGCCUGGUCAUCGGCGCCGGAAACCAACUUUUCAUCUAUUCAAGGAAGGUUGAAGAGUUAGACGAUCUCUCCAAAAAACUCCAGCUAUCUUCGCUCAAAGCACGGUUGGACGAUAUAUUUGAGAUAGUAUCUCAUCUUAAUGGCCCCGUUCCGGUUUAUCAUCCGCAGUUCUUGCAGCAGUGUAUUCUCGCUGGGAAGUCUGGGCUGGUAGAAGAGAUUCUGGUAAGGUUGCAUAAGGAAUUGAAGAACUUUCAUGAGGAGAUUCCCUUGGAUAAUUUUCUAGAGAUACCGAUUGAUACGUUUUUGGCUAGGGAAGAGGACUUGUCAACCGUAAAGAGAACUAGCAAGCUCACUGGCGGCUUCUUCAGCAGCUAUCGGGAAGAAGAGGAACUACUCUACUUUGACGAGCCACUAGCAAAGUCGCUUUGUAGCCUGCUGACCAAGAUACAUAUUCCGCACCUUACGGGCACAGAACAAAUCAACUUGGCAGGCAUCGUAGAAUGUGUAGCACAGGUCAAAGAGCAUCGUCGCUCAAUCGACGAGAACGGCGCCAGAUACCUCCUCUCCUUCCGCCAGCACGGCCUCCGCAGAGAACCCGCAGACAUGUCCUAUCGCGAAUUCGUCUGGGCCUUCCAUAGCGCUUCACAAGAGAUCUUAAUCGACCUAGUGAACAACAACGCCAAAGGAAAAAUGAUGUGGCCACAAGCCCGUGAGAGCGGGAUAUUCAUGUGGCUGCGAGACCCAGAAGCCAUACACAAACACUUCGAAGUCAUAGGUCGAAACCACUACACUAGCACCUUUGAGAAAAACCCCAUAGACUGCUCCCUACACUACCUUGCCCUCAAAAAGAAGAACGUCCUAAUAGGCCUCUGGCGCAUGGCAUCUUGGAACCGAGAACAAGCUUCCACCCAGCGCUUCCUAGCAAACAACUUCUCGGAUCCGCGGUGGAAAACCGCCGCCACGAAAAAUGCGUAUGCACUCAUGGGGAAGCAUCGAUUCGAAUACGCCGCAGCAUUCUUCCUACUAGCAGAUAGUCUCAAAGAUGCUGUAAACGUUUGCUUCGACCGCAUGAACGACAUGCAACUCGCCAUCGCCGUAGCAAGAGUCUACGAAGGCGACGAUGGUCCGGUCCUUCGCGCGCUGCUGGAAGACAGGAUCCUACCGCUCGCCGUGGAAAAGGGUAAUCGCUGGCUGGCGACGUGGGCGUUUUGGAUGCUCAGAAGGAAGGAUAUGGCCGUUCGGUGCUUACUCUCACCGCUACGAUCCCUAACAACCCAAGGCACUGACUCCCCAUCCACCCUGACUAAAAUCGAAGCAAGACUGUUCCUGGCAGACGAUCCAGCACUAGUAAUCCUCUACCGCCAGAUCCGCGAAAAAACACUGCAAACCCUCCGCGGCGUGGAAAAGAUUAGUCCGGGGGCGGAAUUCCAGUUUCUGUUACACACCGCCAGACUAUACGACCGUAUGGGCUGUGACCUACUCGCUUUAGAUUUAGUGCGCAACUGGGAAUUCCUAAGGACAAGCAAAGACGCGCACAAGCCACUUAUCCAAUUCAGUCCGCGGCAUCACUUCAGAAGGAGGAGUUCCAUAACAGUCGUGGAUGAACCCCCGCCUGGGGCGAGUAUAAAGCUGGGGAUUACGGGGAUUGGUGGUGGUGCGGGAGGGACUAUCAAGCCUCCUGUGGCAGUGUUUGAAGAGCCGAGCAUGGAUUGGGCUUUUUGA